Molecule: messenger RNA, 3928 nt
Organism: Linepithema humile (Argentine ant)
Lineage: Eukaryota; Metazoa; Arthropoda; Insecta; Hymenoptera; Formicidae
Product: prohormone-2
Source: RefSeq, a predicted model, not a curated record
GAGUUUAUCUACAUCUGAUGAUCUGUUCAUUUCCUGCCGUCACGUUAUGAUUGCUAAUUUCGCUGGAUUUCUACCAGAAUUUCGUCAACAACUUGGAAAACGACUCCGCGUCAUAUUGUGACUUGGAAAUCGACAGCAGUGUCGCUAGACGUGAGGCAAGCCCCGUGUCGGCUUCAAUAACGCCGGCUGACAGGCUUUCGACAGGAAAAUAACAACAUAAUCCCCACGCAAACGAUCCUCACGACGCCACGUAGAAGGCCAGGAUUGCUCGGGAAGACGCAGUUGGGUCAUUGCGUGGGCAGACGCCUCUUAUAUCACGACGGGAUCGUGUGUGCGGGAGCGCACACACACGCAUACACACACACACACACAUGCAGAUAAUGUCUGUGGGUGAUAGAACGCAACGCGCGCGCAGCCAACGGCGUCGUAGGGUGCUCACCACCGCGAGUCGAGAGAGAUGGGGAACGCUCGUUCACCAGGCGGGUGGGGGUUGGUUGAUCGACCGUACCCGCUUUUCUACUCGUCCUGCCGAGCCCCGACAUUCAUUCCACCCCGAGCCGGCGGAUCCGCUAGGACGUGUCCGUUCUCCAGUUUGUAAUCAGCGGAGGGAUCGAGCCAAGGAUCAACGAGGAGAGAAGGCGAGAGAAGGAGACGAGUGUCCUUGCAUCCAGAUUGAAUAACGAUCCGACGAUCGCCGCGUUGCUAAAGAUGACGUACAACUGGGCGUGGCUGUUGCUGCUGUUCUCGCUAGUCUCGAUAGGCAUGUGCCUGCCUACGAGCCUGAUGGAGGACCUGAAGAAAGCGGAUCAGGCCAUGAAACCGAAAUCAAAACGAGCGCAGGAGAUGCUGAUAUUCGGCAAUCAGCAAAGUCGACAGGCUAACAGCGCUGCCGCUGCCGAACCUCUUACGUCGAACGCGGAGAAACGAACACUUGCUUCGUCGGGAUUGGGAGGUUUAAAAGCGGCCCUCGCCGAGGAUGAUAAAUCGUCCAAGUCGAAAUCACCCAGCAAUUCCGUAUACGAACACGAAACAUAUUCGCCGUAUGACAGAAAUUACGACUACGGUAAGGUUCUUAUGAACGAUUUCGAGGAGGAUGUGCCACGCGUCUGGGACACGCCGAUGUAUUACACGGGCGGGGAUCGGCGCAAACGAUCGGACAAGUCCACAGCAACCGCACGGUCGAGCACCACGCAGCAACCGCCGACCAGCUCGUUCCAGCCGAAACACCUACCCGGCAGCCUCCUGCCUACUCAGCAACCAGUGCAGGCUCAAGUUAAGAGGAGCAUUCCGUUUUACCAGGAAUUGCGAUACAAGCGAGAACUGCCCUUAGACAUCGAUCCCGAGGAUGUACUCGCUUUGCUAUCAUUAUUGGAGAACGAGCGGCGCAAUGGGAACUGGCACAAGUACGCUACCGAGGAGUACGAGAAUAUGGUAGAUGACAGCGGUUACCUGGAUGAGGAAAACGGUAGAAACGUUUUUGCUUUACUUUUAGUUUUUCCAUGGCUAGACGCACCGGUCUAUCCCUCGCGGCACUACGACACGUUGUCACCCUCCGACAUCGGAAUAGUCCGCACCCACCCGCCCAGCUAUUACGAGCAGUACGGAAACCAGCUGGAUCAGCAAUACGGAAGCGCCGCACAAUACGGUAACUCGCAGUACGACUUUGUUUAUCCUCAACGUGCCUACUACCCUCAGGAAAAAAGGUUUAUGGUGGCUAAAAAGCGAGCGCAGAGCUAUGAUCCUUUCUCCGCUGCUGAACUGCAACUGAGCUCGCAACCGCGAAGUUAUCAGUACCCUCAUCGCCUGAUCUAUUAAAUAAUUCACGACGUGAAGCUGGCUAGAGGUACGCGAGGAAAUGAGAAAAAUUUCUGAUGGAAAAUGUAUCGAAGAAAAGGAAAAUCAGCGGUUGACGUUUCCAGGAGUCUGCGCUCUUUUGACGAACGACCCUCGUUGUCGCUCCUCUUCAACUAUUCUCCCUUUUUCUCGCAGGAGGCAAAAAAAGCAGCAAGCGCAAAAGCGACAACACAGAUUUUCUCGUUCUAAGAAACAAGGUGCUCACAGAGAGAAGCUUUCCUCGCAAGAGCCGCGCUGAAGAACCGAGAGGCGUCGAUUCUUAAAAAAAAAGAAAAAAAAAAUUUUCCUCGACCCGAACUCUCCUGUCGAAGUAUCUCGGAACAUAUGCGAAGCGUAAAAAAAUUCGUAUUUCAGAUACAUUUUAUCUCGUAACAAAAAUUUCGCGGCGACGAAAUCAAGUGCGAUUGAGAGUUUUAUUGUUCAAGAAUUUUACGAAACGGUGAGCAAAACAUAUCAGAGUCUAUGACUCAAUCCAGAAUAAUUUCCUGCGCUGUUUAAAUGCGUUGUUAAAUUAAUCGAGGAAUGGAUUAGUUUGGUUGAAUUUUUAAUUCGAUAAAAAAACCACGGAUAACAAAUUACAAAAAGUUGAAAAUUAAUAGGACUCCUAAUUACAAAAAGCUUCAGCGCGCUCUUGUUACUUAUUCGCUUAAUGGUAAUGUUACAAUUUUAAGCUCCUUUUGCGUGUAAUACGGGCGACGCGCCCGUAAUGACGCUACGACUGAAUCAUUAAACAAUCGUAGUAUCGAAUCAAAUUACCCUCAGGCUUGAUUUCGACGACUUCGUGACUGAUAUAAUAUAUAUUAUAUAUAUACAUAUAAAGCGAUAUAGUUUUGUUCAUGAAUUAGCAUGAGACUAGACAUAGGUCUAUUCGUCUACUAGAUAAUAUUAGACGGGUAAGAUGAGAGAAAUCGGAGAAUCAGAGAAAACGAAGGCGAGAUAUGUUUUAAUGUAUAUGUGUAAAAAGGAGAAAACGUAGAGAAAUCGAACAAGAUUUAUUGCGCGAGAUAAAUUUUAUCGUCAGUUCUAUAUAUGUAUCCACGAUAUGGACUAAGAAACCGCAUUAGAAUGUUAAAAAAUGUCCCUGCAAACUUUGAUGACUGCGCCAAAUGCAGAGUGUCAAAAAAUUACAUAUGUUUACAUCGUUAACUGGAGAAGUACGAGCUAAACGUUAACUAACCGAACCUCGAGUCGAACCAUCGUCUUGUCACUCAUUGAUAUUCUGUACUCCAUUGAUGUCCGCAUAGAAAAACAAGAGAACGUUCGGAAACGAAUUUAGUGAGCAAAUAAUAUACCGAAGGAGUCCUCGCGAGGUUUUCUUCGAACCAACACGGCCUUCCAUAUUCAACACUCCGAGGAGACUGAACAUCUCUAUAGAAUUAAUUAAUAUAGUUAAAUUCAUUACACGCGUCUGUACAAACAACACACUUGUACUUUUAUUCGUCGAUACAGAGUAUCUCCCUUACAUUAAUUUGUACUUGUAAUUUCUGAAGUAAUGGAACUGAUUUUCUUUUAGUUGAAGUUUAAUUAAACGUCACACCUCCUUUCGAAACUUUUUAAAUAAAUAUUCAACCUUUCAUUAAAAUAUUCUUAACUCGUUUAAAACUCUGUUGAAGUUAAAUAGAAAACCGGAACAUUCUCAGUGAAAUAGAAUACUCGAUUACUCGACGAAAAACCAUUUGUAAUUUUGUUUUGUACAAUUUGUCUUAUUGUUCGACGUAGUUUUAGGUUUAGCCGUAGUAACAUAAGUUUCAUCAGGAACAUUCAGUAUUCGCUAUGUGCAAUUAAUGUUAUAUCAGACGGGCGGUAAAUAUUAUUGUAAAUGAGAGAGAAUCAGCCAAUUAGCUUUACUCUUCUCAUAUAAUCUUGCAACAACGCACGAUCAAUGUUCAAAGCAAGUUUGCUGAAGGUGUGUAUUUUUGUUACGUGUCGCAGAAAAGGCAGCAGCAUGCCGUAUAUACGCAUAAUUUUUUCCCCACACGCGUAAUUUUUCCCAUUUACACACAUUCUGCGUAUCUUCCUGCUAUUAAUAAUACUGUGCGCCAAUGUAUUGUAUUACAUUGUUAUUAUUAAGAUU